CAUUGUAGACCGGACUGUAGGUGAAUGGAAGGGGGAAGGAAACUCGAACCUCGAACUGCCUCGAACAGCUGAGCGGAUCAUAUCGAGGAUAUCGAGUGUGCGGCUGUGCGUAUUUACGAGAGACAAUUCAGCUUUGCGAUCUUGCGGAAAAUGUCGAAAUACAGGAUUGUUAUGGUUCGCCACGGCGAGAGCGAGUGGAAUAAACUGAAUCUUUUCUGUGGAUGGUACGAUGCCAAUCUGUCUGACAAGGGCAAAAGCGAGGCACUGUCAGCAGGGAAGGCCCUUAAGGAUGCUGGCUAUACAUUCGAUGUGGCUCACACGUCGGUGCUCACAAGAGCUCAAGAAACACUCAAGGCAAUCCUGAAAGAGAUUGAUCAAGAGAAUCUACCAGUUCAUAAAACAUGGCGUUUGAAUGAACGGCACUACGGUGGCCUUACCGGCAUGAACAAGGCAGAAACAGCUGCCAAGUAUGGCGAGGAGCAGGUACAGAUCUGGCGGAGAUCGUUCGACGUGCCGCCGCCACCGAUGGAGCCCGAUCACAAAUACUACGACACAAUAGUGAAGGAUUCACGUUACGCUGAUGGGCCAAAGCCAGAGGAAUUCCCUAAAUUCGAGUCCCUCAAGUUGACCAUCGAGAGAACGUUACCCUACUGGAAUGAGACGAUUAUUCCACAAUUGAAAGAGGGCAAGAGGAUCAUUAUAGCUGCCCAUGGAAACAGUUUACGUGGAAUAGUGAAGCACUUGGAUCAAAUGAGCAAUGACCAAAUCAUGGGGCUGAACUUGCCAACUGGUAUCCCAUUUGUGUACGAAUUGGAUGAGAACUUCAAACCUGUUGUUUCUAUGAAGUUCUUGGGUGAUGAAGAGACCGUUAAGGCAGCGAUGGCCGCGGUUGCGGCACAAGGAAAAGCCAAAUAAAAAAAAAAUAAAAAUAAAAAAUCGUCAAAUGCGUCGAUCUGAACGCAAAUCAGUUAUCUAUUUAAAAUUUAUUUAUGAACCUUUAGUUUCGUUACCAUGGUAGAGAAUGUAACUCAAGAAAAAUAUACUCUCUUGCUUGAACAAGCAUUUCUUUUGUGUUAAAUAAAAAAUAUAUAUAUUAUAUGUAUAUAUCAAAGUGUAAGUAAAAACGUGAUAUUAUAUUCAUUUUAUUAAUGUUCAUUUAUGCAGUAUGUAUGUUAAAAUGUAUACAUAUAGAGUCGAUGUAUUAGUGGUUGAAUAAUCAUGAGUAAAAAAUUAUUUUUAAAAAAUGACUUCAAAAUAAUAAAUUAUGAUUAAUUAA
This is a messenger RNA of Monomorium pharaonis (pharaoh ant), 1276 nucleotides long. It is a transcript of the gene Pglym78, whose product is annotated as phosphoglycerate mutase 1. Gene Ontology annotation, molecular function: intramolecular phosphotransferase activity. Gene Ontology annotation, biological process: glycolytic process. The coding region runs from base 151 to 915 and encodes 254 amino acids. Lineage: Eukaryota; Metazoa; Arthropoda; Insecta; Hymenoptera; Formicidae. The record is from RefSeq and is a predicted model, not a curated record. The transcript has 3 exons.